AUGACUCUAACGGAGAUGGAAGAGGCUGAGAUGGAUCUUGCACGAACAAAGUCACAAACAAAGUCACGGAGUAAGAUUUUGGCGAAUGUCCCUCCUCCUGCUCCCAAGAUAGACGCGGAGACUAGGCCCAAACCAAACAAGGGCCCAGAGAAGCGGGCGCCGAAGAAGACGCGUAUAGAUGUCGAUCCCACCCCGGCAUUUCAUCGGAGACAGCUGGCGCUGCCCGGGCAUUUGCCAGUCUUUCACGCCGAUUGUCAUGUUGAAGUGCAAGAUGCUGGAAAAACAUGGUGGCCAGCUACGGUGGUCGAAAUGAAGGGCGGUAGGAUACUCUGCCAUUACGAGGGAUGGGACGCGCGGUUUGAUGAGUGGCUGGACUGUGAGAGUCCUCGUGUACGACUAUCUACCGGCACUGAAUCAGGGGACCGCCAGUCGAUGGGUUUUAUGGACGACGUACAACUUGUUGGCCGCUCAGUCAGACAGCAAACCGCACGCAGACCUCGAAAGCUUGAUGGGCUAAAACAAAUGAGCACAAGCAAGGCUCGAAAGCGUCGCAAGUCUGGAGAGGCGGAGCACAGCCCGACAAUCCUGUCGAGCUCCUCUUUACCAACACCGGCCGAAUCACCGGAGAGAAUCAACAAAGAUGACACCCCGCAACCCGACAUUCCCUUCGACUUUGCUUCCUUCAACGACCGGUCAGCGGCUAAUCGCAGAGCUCGAGAGGAAUACAUUCAACGGAGAGCAUUAGCCGCCGCUGAUACUCCGGAAAGUAUUAAGGCUCGGUUCACUCGAGGCUCGCGUGUUGAAGUCUGCUGUGGCGGUGGUGUCUGGUACACCGGGAUGGUGCGAAAAGCGCGCGGGUGGCAGAUCCUGGUUCAUUACGAUGAUUGGGAUGAUUCAUGGGACGAGUGGAUUGAUAUCAACUCCAGCAAGCUCCGGCUGAUACAGGAGGCGGAAGAGUUGCAGGAGUCGACCGAAUCCGAGAGUCAGAGCGAGGUGGAGGAGUCUGAUGAUGAAAGGUGGAAAAUAUUCUGCAAUCAGUGUACCAAACGCAUUCGCCAACGGCGAUACUUCUGCACAAACUGCGAGGAUCCCUCGGAAGGAUUCGACUAUAAUUCGUUCGAUCUCUGUCUGCCGUGUUUUCAGUACGACUUUCCUCUGGACCAUCCCCAUCCGAUAUCUUCGUUCGCCGCCGAAGCUAUAAUAGAUGGAGAUGAUCCGUCGCUGACCAGAGCGUUCACGAAGGGCGAGCUGGUCUCUUCCUUUGUUCCGGACGAAAUCGACGAUUCCGUGGUUGCUGUGAGUACCGCUUACACAGAGCACUAUCCUACAAGCAAGAGCGGCCAGCAAACAAACGCCGGCGAUGGUGCGCAACAGCAGAGGGCGUUACCCGUGAUGCCCAAAUGCGCUUUCUGCCGCACGGAACAUCAUCACCUGAAGUUCAUCGGGCCCUCACCAUUCAGGAACACGAAAUCAGUAAUGAAGCGUAAAGCGCUGUUAUACGACUCCAACAAAACGAAAUGGGACAAGAAGUCGCCCAUUUUUUGGGCCCAUGUUGCGUGCGCGAGAUACUCGCCGGAAGUGUAUUUGAACGCAGAGACGGGACAAUGGUUCAAUGUCUUGAAAGCGCUGAGAAGGUCGCGUCAGAUGAAGUGUGCCCAAUGCAGAGGGAAAGGAGCGACAAUCGGUUGUUUUGACUAUCGCUGCUCGCGAAGCUACCAUGUCGCAUGCACGAACAAGCCUCUGUCGCACUUUGAGGAAGGCAUAAUCUUUUGGUGUCCGAGGCACGAAGCUCUCCUGAACAAAAUCGAGGACUACCAGGAGGCCUUCCAUUGCGACAGUUGUUCAUGCGCGUUGGGAGCUUCAGGGCCCGAAGAACAGUGGUACACAUGCGACGAAUGCUCGCAGAGUCAUUUCGCAUCUUUCGACCUGUGCGUGACUUGCUACACGGAGAAACGGCCCAGUAUGCACGAACACUCCCUAGACAGAUUCGUGCUCGAUUGCAUGAGCCAUCGGCAAUCGAAACGCGAAGCAGAACGCGAACUCGCGAGGGAACUGAUCGCUGCUAAUGCUCCACGGAAAAGUUUACAGCCGCGGAAGAGAAGGCCGAUGGAAAACUCCUCGCGACGUCGGUGCUCUUAUUGCUGGACCGAGUCGACGCCGCAAUGGAGGAGAGGGUAUAAUGGGAUGCCGAUGUGUCAGGAUUGCUUUGAGCUUGCGUCGUCUGCCUGGUCCCGGUCGGAUAAGGAUAUGUGUGACCCGCCUAAAGACCUUGGGGGAGGACGGGCGCCAAUGGAGGUCAUGGAAGCGCUACCUGCGGCUGCUGAAUCAGAAUACACCGCCGCUGAACACGACAUGUCGGCGCCGGUUUUGAAUCCCACCUCGAUGGAAGAAGUCUACAAAACCGACAUAUCAGCGUAUAGCCACGAGUACUACCUCACGAGAGGUGUUGUCGAAAAGGCUGGUAUGGAUGGAACUGAAAUUAUGGCCGCAGAUAGUAAGGAGCGGGCGCUACUUUCCAGCUACGCUCCCGCAGACGACCAGCUGUACACCCUUGGUUUUGACACGUCAUUCUACGACAUUCCCGGUCGGGCGCCGCGGUGGGCUUCCCAUUCGGGAGGAGACUAUCACGGCACCUGGCUGCCUCAAAUUGUCAGGCUAUCUCUCACGCGAUACACUAAGGAGGGCGAUAGGGUACUGUCCAACUUCUCAGGGCGCGGCACAGACGCCAUCGAAUGCUACCUUCUGAAAAGACCGUGCUGUGCCGUGGACAUCAACCCCGCGUCCGUAGCACUCUCACAACGCAACGUUGCCUUCUCUGCGCCUCCCGAAAUCGGCUUGUCCGCGGCAUAUCGACCCAUCGUUGUCAAUGCCGACUCGAGGGAUCUGGUCGGCUCGCUUUUCAAAUCCGAAACGUACGAUCACGUCCUCUCCCACCCGCCGUACAAGGACUGUAUCUCGUAUAGUGCCCACAUCGACGGAGACCUGUCGCACUUCCCGGAGAUGGGCGAGUUCCAAGAGGAGAUGGCGAAGGUUGUUGCGGAGAGUUGGCGACUGCUGAAACCUGGAAGGCGGUGCACAUUGGGGAUCGGCGAUAACAGGCGAGAGUGCUUUUAUCAGCCCGUAUCGUUCCAGACGAUCCGGACGUACAUGGAUAACGGGUUCCAGCUGGAAGAGCUGAUCGUCAAGCGGCAACGGUACUGUCAGAUGGCGCCGUUGGGAACGUUUCUGUGCACGCAGUACAAUUUCCUGAUGUUCACGCAUGAGUUUGUCGCUAUCCUACGUAAAGUGGGGAAAGACGACGCUGGAUUCGCUUUUUUGCAAAAUAAACGGUCAGGGAUACUCAGCCCCAUUGCCAAGACCAGCAAAUGCCGUCAAGUACCCCACUCACCCAUCGACCGCGCUAGCGUCGUGAUGGGCACGACCUGGGCCUUCCACGUGACUAAGAAGCACUCUCUGGCCCGCCUCGCCAUGUCGAAACUCGUCGAACGGUUCGGCAAAGACGGCGGCUACUGGGAAGAAGUCAGCUUCAGCAAGUUCCGCAACGAGGUUAUUGAUAUGGCCGAGUACGACUCCCUCUGCGCUGAACGCGACCCGCCUGUUGAUGACGACGAGGAGGAUGGAGAAGGCGAGGACAAAUCCGUUUGGUCCGUUUACGAGAAGCGCCGCCAGGAAUUGGUGCUGAGGAACAGGAAGGAGUUGAUGGCGAGAGGCCUUGUCUCCGAGUUGAGCCCCGAGGGCGAGGAUGACUGGAAGCAUCUGCGCACUCUGCUCAGCGUGCCGGAACUCGGUCCAAGCGAGCGGCUGAAGGUGAAGCCGUGCCUUAUUUUUGUGCCGCAUAUUUGUGUGCCGUCGACGGCGAUAUUGCCGAGUAGCUGGAUUGAGGAGUAUAUGGAGAUGUUGGUGGAGUGUGCGACGGAGGCUGCUGACAGGCUGGCGGAAGGAGGUUUCUUGGUUGUGGGAGUCAAAGACGUUCGAGUGAAGAUAAAUGUGCCGGAAGUGACCAGCACGAAAGGGGUGGAUGAGGAGCAACCAAACUGUGGCAGAACCGGUGGAGAUGAUGGAAGACGGUCUCCUGAAAGCGUGAGCACGGCGCCGGAUCGUGUCGUAGACAAUCCGAACAUGGAAGUAGCCCCAGAAGAUGAUGCCUCGUUAGGCACCGAGAAUCUGCCUACUACGGUGGAACCAACGCCGGAUGAUGCCGCCUCUGUGGCCGUCGGGAUUCCGGCCUCCAUAGUGGAAGCAGCGCCAGAGGUUGACGCACCUGUGAGCGUCGAAGACAAUGAAGACCCAAUCUCUUCCAUCGGACCGACUCGCUACAUCCCCUUGGGCCUCCUCGUUAACGAAAAGCUCACAGCACACCUCGAAUCACCCUCAAUGAUCAAAAACGACAUCGGCCUGCGUCUAAAAGACUUUGUCGUCGCCGUGCCCGACGGAUACGCGCGGGACGCCAAAGCGCUGGAAGUCGAUGAGGUAAAAGAGCGGAUUGCGGAGGACGUUGCGGAAUGGGAUGAGGAGAUGAAACGAGAGGACGGUGGGGAAGAGGGUGUGCGGCGUAUACUUCCGAUUGUGCAGGCUUUUUAUCUGAUUUACAUAAAGACUGUUUUGAAGUAG
Messenger RNA from Fimicolochytrium jonesii, 4611 nucleotides. RefSeq lists its product as uncharacterized. Gene Ontology annotation, molecular function: zinc ion binding; sequence-specific DNA binding. Lineage: Eukaryota; Fungi; Chytridiomycota; Chytridiomycetes; Spizellomycetales; Powellomycetaceae. The transcript has a single exon. Gene Ontology annotation, biological process: regulation of transcription by RNA polymerase II. Gene Ontology annotation, cellular component: nucleus; NSL complex. The record is from RefSeq and is a predicted model, not a curated record. Bases 1 to 4611 code for a protein of 1536 amino acids.